UGUGAUUGUGCAAGACAGAGGAUUAUAAGCGGUGAUGAAUAGAGUAAAAAGAAGGGUGAGGAAACAAGGAAAGGCGACCGCGGGCCCAAACUCUCAAGCAUUCAAAUCAGACACACGCGCUUCUUUCAUAUAUAUUGUCUGUUACUUACGUGGACGAUGACUCGCCACGUGUCGGAAGAAGAGUGGUUCAAUCAUUUCGCCCAAAAUCAAAUUAAUAUCUCCCCUUCCUUAACUCCCCCAAUCCUAAUAUAUAACCCACAAACCCAACCAACAGUUGGUCACCUCCAAACUUUUUCUUAUUCCCAAAAUCUCACAACCAAUAAAAAAGAAAAAAAAUGUCAGCUGAAAACGGAAACCACUCGUCGUCGGAAUCAGACUCCGUCGAGCUCAAUUUUGAAGAGACGAAAUUGACCUUAGGGUUGCCGGGUGAGACACGUGGCACCAAACGUGUAUUCUCCAAGACCAUUGAUCUUAAUCUUGAGGAUGAUGAUGGAGUUGUUGUGGAUGAAUCGAGCUCUGUAUCAAAACCUCCGCCAUCAAAGGCACAAGUGGUGGGGUGGCCGCCGGUGAGAGGGGCGAGAAUGAACGUUAUGAAGAAGUGUAAAUUGGUAAAGGUGGGGUUAGAUGGAGCUCCAUUUCUAAGAAAAGUGGAUCUUCAGAUGUACCAAAGCUAUCACCACCUUUUAAUUGCUCUUCAGGGCAUGUUUUCCAGCUGCUUAACCAUCCGUAAUUAUGUGAAUGAAAGAAAGCUUAUGGACCCAGUAAAUGGAAUGGAAUAUGUACCUACUUACGAGGACAAAGAUGGUGAUUGGAUGCUUGUUGGAGAUGUUCCAUGGAAGAUGUUUGUUGACUCAUGCAAGCGACUAAGAUUGAUGAAAAGCUCAGAAGCAAUUGGACUAAGCUCCAAAGAGCUCGACCUCCAAAAUUUAGAAGGCCGGAGUUGAAUUGAUAUAUUAUAUAUAAAAACAAAAUGAUCGAGCUACAUCACAAUCACAUGAUGAUCAUGUACAGAGGCGGCUUUUGUUUUUAUGGUUUUUCAUUAAUACCAAAUAUAUUAAAUAUAUAUAUAAAUACCACUCAAUCUAUUGGUUGGGUGGGAGGAGAGUUUUGUUUAUUGUUAAUUAGGACAAAAUAAAUAAGAGAAGCUUUGUGUAAUUGUUGUUUGUCCCCAUUAAUGAUCAUGAAUCAUGAUCAAUUAAUGGAUUUAUUAACCCACUUUGUUAUUUUAUUCGUUGUUUGACAUGAAUUGAAAUUGUACUGUAAUACUUGGAGACAGAUUAUACUCAACAAGAUAUACAUGGAACAAGAAUUUCUUUUUUCUUUUUUA
Messenger RNA from Humulus lupulus (European hop), 1327 nucleotides. RefSeq names its product auxin-responsive protein IAA17-like. Gene Ontology annotation, cellular component: nucleus. NCBI's taxonomy places the organism in Eukaryota, Viridiplantae, Streptophyta, Magnoliopsida, Rosales, Cannabaceae. Gene Ontology annotation, molecular function: protein binding. Gene Ontology annotation, biological process: regulation of DNA-templated transcription. The transcript has 5 exons. The record is from RefSeq and is a predicted model, not a curated record. The coding region runs from base 336 to 944 and encodes 202 amino acids.